CUACUGUCUUCGUUCAAGUUGUCAUCCAAUGGCCUCCAUUCCUACUCUUGUGUUCGGCGGAGGGACAAUCGCAGAUGAUGGAAGUUUUACAACCGCUGCAGAUGUCUCGAGUUUACUCGAGACCCUCAAAUCAGAGGGCAUCACUCAAAUUGACACUGCGCAGCUCUACGGAAAGGGUACUAGCGAGCAGCUCAUUGGGCAGGGCAAGGGUAUAUCAGAAUUCCUCAUCGAUACCAAGCAUGUCGGAGGAUUUGAUGCAGGAAGCUCAACUCGAAAGGGGGUCUUUGACCGAGCAAUUGCUAGCCUGGAAAGACUCGGAGUUGAGAAAGUGAACAUCUUCUAUCUUCAUGCCCCUGACCCUCAAGUACCCCUCGAAGAAACUCUUGCCGGAAUCAACGAUCUCUAUCAAGCAGGAAAGUUCAACAGCUUUGGGCUGUCCAACUUUGACGCCGAUGAGAUUAAAAAAGUCGUGCGCCUUGCGACCGAGCAUAAUUACAUUCUUCCGAAAGUCUACCAAGGAAACUACAACGCGAUUGCUCGCCAUCUGGAUAGUGACAUUCUGCCCACUCUGCGCGAGAAUGGAAUCACAUUCUACGCCUAUAGCCCCAUCGCAGGCGGAUUCCUCACCAAAACCACCGCCCAGCUGACUUCCGGCUCGAAGGGAGAGGGUCGUUGGAAUCCGCAGUCCGCGGUAGGAUCCUUUUAUCACGCUCUGUACAAUAAACCUGCUCUCCUUGAAGCAUUAGACAAGUGGAAUGCCAUUUCCGAGGCGGCCGGGAUUCCCAAAGCUGCACUUGCGUACCGAUGGGUUGCGUUCCAUUCGGCUCUUGAUGCACGACUUGGUGACGUCCUCGUCAUAGGAGCAAGCAGUCUGAAGCAGGUGAAACAGACUGUCGCUGCACUGAAAGAAGGUCCUCUGCCUCAGAAGGUGGUCGAGGAGAUCUCGGGCUUGUGGGAGCUUGUGAGGAACGAUGCAGUUGUAAACAACUAUGACAUCGUUAGGUCAGCCUAGAGGCUGACAGACUUGAUGCUUUUUCAAUCUAUUAUACUUCACAGACCGAG
Messenger RNA from Penicillium brasilianum, 1062 nucleotides. The record is from the annotation of a GenBank genome assembly. Lineage: Eukaryota; Fungi; Ascomycota; Eurotiomycetes; Eurotiales; Aspergillaceae.